CUCGCCAGCUCCAUGUAUUACGAUGAGGACGGGGAUCUCGCCCACGAGUUCUACGAGGAGACAAUCGUUACAAAGAAUGGGAGGAAGCGUGCCAAGCUGAAGAGGAUCCACAAGAACCUGAUACCUCAGGGCAUAGUGAAACUAGAGCACCCUCGCAUUCACGUGGAUUUCCCGGUGAUCAUCUGCGAGGUGUGAGUUGCCAGACGUUGCUGCCUGUGGGUGGGAGGCCCUGCCCCACCACCCCCAGCCUCACCAGGCGAGGCUGCGUCGUGUUCCCACCCAAGGAGGACUCUGGGCGCGGCGGGGACGGCGGCUCUCCCCUCGCCCAGAGGUGAGGCGGGACGGAGCGGGCAGGGCUGGGCUUGGCUAGCCCUCCUCGCAGGAGAUGGGUGACCUUGUGCAACGACUGCUUACAAACAUCCUCGCUUGAGUCAGAAGACUAAAAUACCUUUUGUAGCCUCUAGCCGACAUUUGAUGGGUAACUGGAACUGCAAACGAGCUGCUGUGUGUGAGCUGUUAAAGGGAGAGCGAGCCUGCACUUCUCACCAGACAAAAUCCCCUGCUUCUCAGGUAUGCAGCCCAGGGAGAGCCAGGGCAAGGUAACGCGCUGCCCGGGGCCCCGAGAUCCCUCGGGCCCGAUGGUUAGAUGGCCAGUGUUGCGGCAUGUCGCUUGACACAGGUGUUACGUGAUGCUCCCCGGGGCAGGUCUGUUGAUGGAGGAUGAAGGCUAAGGGGGGGCCUGGUCUUGAAGCACGUCCAGCUGGCUGCUGCGCUCCUCUUGGGAAGGGGAUGGAGAUCAGAUGCCGCUGUCUUGGACCUCAGUCUCUUCCUCCUGUGCGUUUCCCUGCUUAUGCUGGCUCUGGGCAGGUUGGCUUCGCUGCUGCCCGCAGUCCCUCUGCCCACAGGAGAUCUCUGCAGUCCGUGGCCACUGCUGGCGGCAGCGAGGUCCCCAGCGCUGCAGCGGACUCGCCUCCCCCGUUAGCAAGCUGGCUCCUGCCGAGCACAGUCCCUCACCCGCUGCGGGGCCAGGCUGCUGGGCAAGGCGUCUCCUCGUAACGUCCUCACCCCCCGCUCCCGUCUUGAACGUACCUCCCGGUGGGGUGGGCCUUGACAGAGCCGAGCAGGAAGGAAAUCAUUUCUUCCCUCCCCGUCCCCCGAAAACAAUCGAUCGGUGUGCCUGCCCCGGCUUGGAAAUCUCCCUGGCGAUGUGAACUAGGGUUCCUCCCGUGUCCCAGCUGGCAGCAGGAGGAGAAACGUGAUGCACUUUAAAGGGAGGCUUUCUGCUCUGUCUCAGAAGGUCCUGCUCUUUUCUCCUCUUUCCUCCCGCUUGAGAAGGUCGAGGUCACCUUGGCAGCACCGAAAAACCUCUCACCCCUGCGUGCAGGCCGCGAGUCAGCUGCUGCAGGGCCGGGGAAGGGCCUGACCUGUACCGCCCCUCGCCAGCACUAGGAGCCACUGCCUCCCUGCUCGGCCGGCCCCGGCCCCGGAGGGCAGAGGAGGACCGGCUGCGGGGCAGCGGGCGCAGCUUUAAACUGGGUCAGAGCCUGCUCCCCACAGCAGCCGGCUCGGCUUUCCUCCUCUUUCGUUCCAGAACUUAUUUACUUUCUAAGCACUUCAGACGUUUGCUACCUCGAUUUUUAAUUUAAGCCGCUGGCACUUGGCUGCCAGCCCUGUCGGUGUCUACGUUGGAUGUAUCCAUCCCCGCGCCCUCUGAGAGCCGCCCGGGCGCGGGGCCACAUUCCCGGCUUCGGGGAGAUAACAGCGGCGUGGCUGUUGCUGUCUUCCUGUCACCACCUCUUCCCUCUGCGUCCCCCCCACCCGCUGUUCCCGUCGACAGGAGCGAGCACGGAGGGUGAAGCACGGAGGGUGAAGCGGAUGUGCUGGCUGCCGCCGGGCAGGGAAGCGGGCAGGGCUGGGCAGGGCUCCGGCAGGGAGCUCGUCUACACUGUGAUGCUGGGCGCUUCUUUCGACAUCUUUUGUUCUCCUGCUUGCUUGAAAGAGUCUUGUCUUAAAACAAUCCCCCACUGAAGUGUUUCUUAUUCGCACCGCCUGCUCUCGAGUUUGUCCCGGGCCGGAUCUCCCUGGGAAGGGCAUCCCUCGGGCCCCGCAGGAGAGCAGGGACUGCUGUCCCCAGGAAGAGGAGAGAAAGCUGCGGCCGGGCUGCCUGCGCCCCCUCGCCCUGCUGCUGUCUGAGGGCGCGGGAAGCUGCACCGAACCCGCCUCGGGUACAGGGGAAGGCGGAGGAGGAGUGGGGAGGGGGCCGGUGCUGUUUGCCUGCCCCAACGGGGAGCCCCUCGCCUGGCUACCGGCCAAAAAUCUGCUGACAAGGCAGGGGCUGAACCCCGGGGGGGGUAGAGACCGAGACGGGCUUAGCAAGGAUGCUUUUGUCCUCUCUGACAGGCUGCUCACCCUUCCCCCAGGGCGUUAAACAUGCUUUCCCCCAAAAAACACGCCUUCUCCCCACCACCACCACCCGGCCCCCUGUCACCGGAGCGGCAGCGACCCUCUGCAGGCUGCCAACAAGCUGCGUCCUGCCCCGCUUCUUCCCAGGCUGGUCCCCCGAGCCGCCAGCCCCCGGGCCUCCUCCACUCCGCCGGCCUCCAGCCCUCCUGCAGCAACAGGGCCUUGGGAGCACCUGGAGGGAUCUUAAAAAUGUGAAGGUUGCUGUAAAUAGUAUCUGUGUCCACUGUGGUGUUGGAGCAAGCAAAAAAAAGAAAAGUUUUCCUUUUUUUUUUUUUUUUUUUUGACCUGUGCGACGUUGUGCUUUCCCGUGUGGAUGUGUAGCCGAACCGUACUCACUGACACUAGGCUCCUUGCUCCUCAAGUGUGUGGGUAGGACCCAUGGGUUUGGGAAACGUACACUAUUUAUGGUCCUUCCUCCCAGUGCAUCUGUCCACUUUUGCUAAAUUUCAAUAAAAUUAUUUGUAGAGCCCGC
Aptenodytes forsteri (emperor penguin) is the source of this 2935-nucleotide messenger RNA. It is a transcript of the gene TUSC2, whose product is annotated as tumor suppressor candidate 2. The record is from RefSeq and is a predicted model, not a curated record. NCBI's taxonomy places the organism in Eukaryota, Metazoa, Chordata, Aves, Sphenisciformes, Spheniscidae. The transcript has 2 exons. The annotation marks the transcript as partial. Gene Ontology annotation, biological process: inflammatory response; regulation of mitochondrial membrane potential. Gene Ontology annotation, cellular component: mitochondrion.